AUGUUGAGUAAACAAUUCAUUCGUGGUUUCAAAUCAACCCCAAUUGUGAAAAACUAUGCAUCCACUAUUCCAAACUUGAAAGUAACCAAAGACACCAAGGUUAUCUACCAAGGUUUCACCGGUAAACAAGCUACAUUCCACGCCGAACAAGCAAUUGCUUACGGUACACAAGUUGUUGGUGGUAUAAAUCCUAGAAAGGCUGGCCAAACACACUUGGACAGACCUGUCUUUGCUACCGUGGCUGAUGCUAUUAAGGAAGCCGGUGCCACUGCUACCGGUAUUUUCGUUCCACCACCACUUGCCGCUGGUGCUAUCGAAGAAGCAAUUGCUGCUGAAAUCCCAUUAGCUGUUGCCAUCACCGAAGGUAUUCCACAAAAGGAUAUGGUUAGAAUUGCCCAAAUCUUGAAGACGCAAGAUAAGACCAGAUUAGUUGGUCCAAACUGUCCUGGUUUAAUUGCUCCAGAACAAUGUAAGAUUGGUAUUAUGCCAUCAAGUAUCCACAAGAGAGGUAAGGUUGGUGUCAUUUCCAAGUCAGGUACUUUGACCUAUGAAGCCGUUGCUCAAACUACUGCUGUCGGUUUGGGUCAAUCGUUGGUUAUUGGUAUGGGUGGUGAUCCAUUCCCAGGUACCAACUUCAUCGACGCCUUGACUUUGUUUUUGAAUGAUCCAGAGACUGAAGGUAUUAUCAUGAUUGGUGAAAUUGGUGGAAGUGCCGAAGAAGAAGCCUCAGAGUUCUUGAAACAACACAACUUGACUAGACCAGAAGGUGCCAAGCCAGUUGUUGGUUUCAUUGCUGGUGUUUCUGCCCCACCAGGUAGAAGAAUGGGCCAUGCUGGUGCAAUUGUCGCUGGUGGUAAAGGUGAUGCCAAGUCCAAGAUUGCCGCUUUGGAAUCUGCCGGUGUUGUUGUUGAAAAAUCACCAGCUAGAUUAGGUCACUCCUUGAGCUUUUCCCAGUCAUUUAUAGCUUACAAGACAAACACAUCAACUCAUACGAAAGAAAAUGUACAUGAUCUCAAGACAUUCCUUACAUUGAUUGGCCGUAAUUGCGUCGAACACUUGGAUUUAUUUGAAGGAGAUUUGAACAAGUUUAUUGAAACACCAAGUAAGAAAAUGAAAGAAAUGGGUAUAGAUACAAGAACAAGAAGAUACAUGUUGAGAUGGAAACACAAAUUUGUUAAUAAUUUAGAACCAUUGAGAGAACACAAGAGAGGAGUCAAGAAGAAUGGAGGUGAGAGAAAGGCAAAGACAGUGAAGGCAAAGAGGAAGGCGUUGCAGAGGUUAGAAGACAAGGAGAAGUUCAGUCAAGAGGAAAUGGAUGCAGAACAUAGAGGUGAAAGAUUGUUUUAG
Messenger RNA from Lodderomyces margitis, 1347 nucleotides. RefSeq names its product LSC1. Bases 1 to 1347 code for a protein of 448 amino acids. Gene Ontology annotation, cellular component: mitochondrion; succinate-CoA ligase complex (ADP-forming). The record is from RefSeq and is a predicted model, not a curated record. NCBI's taxonomy places the organism in Eukaryota, Fungi, Ascomycota, Pichiomycetes, Serinales, Debaryomycetaceae. Gene Ontology annotation, biological process: tricarboxylic acid cycle. Gene Ontology annotation, molecular function: succinate-CoA ligase (GDP-forming) activity; succinate-CoA ligase (ADP-forming) activity. The transcript has 2 exons.